Messenger RNA from Haliotis rubra (blacklip abalone), 3850 nucleotides. RefSeq names its product peptidyl-prolyl cis-trans isomerase FKBP8-like. Gene Ontology annotation, molecular function: protein binding; peptidyl-prolyl cis-trans isomerase activity. Lineage: Eukaryota; Metazoa; Mollusca; Gastropoda; Lepetellida; Haliotidae. The record is from RefSeq and is a predicted model, not a curated record. Bases 102 to 1595 code for a protein of 497 amino acids. The transcript has 12 exons.
ACAUCGUAGAUAUUCCUUCUCGCUAAUUAUUGGUUUUCUUUUUGCCAUAAACAAUUAGGAAUAUGCUGGGGCCAUAUGCUGAUGAUGACAAAUAGUGAAACAUGUUAACCUCAGGGAGACACAAGCUUUGGGCACAAAGUCCACAAGGACGAGUUAUGGAGGCCCAGGGGGACAGUGCUGCCACAGUUGUUUCUCCAAAUCCAGAUUCAGAUUUUAUGGAUGAGCGAGGCGAUGCCUCAUCUCAUGAAGGCAACACUCCGGUGGUAGAUGCACAGGAAAGUGAAGCCACAAAUCUUCAUGCUGAACCUCAAGCAGCAGAGCAGUCAGUGAAGGAAAGUAAACCAGGUGGAGCAGCUGGCUCAGGUAGAGUUGCUGGAAAUAAUGGUGAAAAAGACAGUAUAGCAUCUGAUGAAAAUGUGGACUUGACACAAGAUGACAAAGAAGGUAGCUCCGAUUCUCAGAGUGAACCAUUUGAGAUGCUGAAAAUACCAGAUCCAGGGGAGGCAACUCCAACACAUUCCAACAUUAGUGACGAGGCUGAAAUACUGGACGCAGCAAAGGAAGUAGACCAAGACAGUGUGAAAGAAAAGGAUGUGCCUGAGGAGAAGGAGGAGGAGGAGGAAGAUGGUGGUUAUGUGGACAUAUUAGGAAAUGGUUUGCUGAGGAAGAAGGUGAUAAAGAAGGGAGAAGGUCGUGAUUCACGCCCUAACCAUGGUGACGUGGUUACACUAAAGGCUGAGGGUCGUCUUGAGAAUGGUAGAGCUGUAGACAAACAGGAUACUGUCACAUUUACACUUGGAGAUGGCGAUGUUAUACAAGCCUGGGACCUGGCAGUUUCAUUGAUGGAGAUGGGCGAGGCCUGUGAACUCAUUACAGCAGCAAAAUAUGCCUUUGGAGCCACUGGCAGAGAGCCUGAUAUCCCAGGUGAUGCCACCAUCACAUACACCCUGGAACUCCUUAACAAAGAGCAAAGCCCCUUGCUCAGCAGCCUGUCGGUGAAAGAGCGAUACACAAAAGGGGAAACAAAGCGAGAGAGAGGCAAUUACCUGUUUGGAAGGAAGGAUUACACUGGUGCCAUUAACUCCUAUUCUAAAGCCAUCACAAUACUAGAAUAUCCUGGCAGCACUGAUGGCGCUGAAACCAACACGUUGCAGGAAAUCCUGGACUGCAAGCUGAAAUGCUACAACAAUUUGGCUGCUUCUCAACUGAAAAUUGAUGCGUAUGAUGCAGCAAUCAGAUCCUGUGAAGGGGUACUGAAGAGUCAGCCAGAAAAUGUUAAAGCACUCUACAGAAUAGGAAAGGCCUACAGUUCCAAAGGUGAUAACGAGAAAGCUUUAUCUUAUCUGAAGAAGGCACUGAACAUAGAUCCAGCGUCAAAGAUUAUACACACAGAAUUGUCAAAGUUGAGUCAGAAGUUGAAAGCAGACACAGACUCUGAGCGUGCAAUGUACCGGAGAAUGAUGGGAGCAAAUAAGCCGACAAAGAAACCAACUAAUGGUCCAUCAUGGUGGAAGAUGCCCCUGAUAUUUGGUGGUGUGAUGGCAGGUGUGGUAUCUGUCGGUCUAGCAGUGGCGUACAGAUAUGGCCAGCACUGACGGCGGGGGGUGCCACAUGAUAAGAGGAGGGGGCGUGACAGUGUGAGAGCUAGGGGUGUGUCAGUGUGACAUUGUGACAGCUAGUGGUGUGACCGUGAGACAUUUCUACAGCUUGGGCAUGGAGGUGUGACAUUAUGACUGCUAGGAGCAAGAUAAUGUAACAUGUGUGCAUGAAAUAUUAUAUCUUUUGUGAUAUUGAUUCAUCCAACCCUUCAAUGAGUAAGAAAACAGGAUGAAAUAUUCUAGAUGUCUUAAUGUUAAGAAUUCUUCAGAGUGAUCUAUAACAGAUAGUGUGAUCUUGCAAAUGGAAUGGGCACCAUCUCAAACCUGAAACUUAGAAGAAUGAUCUUAAACCAGAAAUCCACUUCAUUGGAAGGGAGGUAACUCAUGGCUGUUUUUGGUUGUAUGAGAGCUUGGCUAAUAUAUAAGUUAAAAUGCUUCUUUUACCAAUGAGGAUGUAAUUGGGCAAAACAUUUGUAUGAAUUGUGUACAUCUAACUGUGUGUUAUAUUCAAGAAAUGACAAGGCAUAUGUGUAACUGCUUAUAAACAACUGGGGUACUUGUUCUCAAUGUGUUAGUGGUUCUAAAACUUCUGCAACCCUGUUUUCAAAAUAUUGCACUUGAUAAUUUGUUUUGCUCAGAACAUUAGUGCAGCUAAUUUCAACUUAUGAAUACAUGAUGCUGCUUAUCACAAGUUGAAUUAAACAGUGCAAGACUAAAGUAAUAUGAGGCAGUGAUUGUUGAUCCCUGUAGACCGACUGAAGACCAGUGCCACUUGCCAUCAGCUGAUGUGCAGUGUGUUCUGUUAUUGUAUGGAAGGGUUUCAGUCACAGCUCAUACAGGUUCAGCCAAAUAUGAAUCACUGUAAUACCAUAUGUCUUUGCUUCAUGCUCUCAUUUAUCUUGUCAAAGUCACAUGUUGAACUUGCAUUUCAGAAAUUGCGAGGUUUACUAGGCAUCUUGUGAGGGGUACCAUAUGUCAGAUUUGCAUGUGUUAUAAGAAUCAUAGUUCAUAAUCUUAGUUAUUUUCAUUCACUGUGCAACGAUGUGCGGUAUGAAAGAAAGACAUGCUGGCUUAUCAGCUAUGAAUAAAUUCACCUGAAAAGGUUAGAGACAGCCAGGAACAUGCAGUGCAUUACAGCACAUUGUAACAUGAAUAGAGAGGGAUAUUGCUUUGUCAACCUGUUGGGAUACCACAAACAGAACAGAGUUUGUGGAUGAGACAAAAAUAUAUUUCAUACAAACUAUAUAUUUAUCUAUAUUUGUUUAUAAGAAGAGGUGAAGAAUAGGAAAUGCUUUUGGAGUUUUGAAUGUUGUCUUGCCUACUGAAAUAUGUUCCUGAUGACAAUGGUCCAUGUUUCGGACAUCGACUUGUCAUGGUCUGAGUGAGGUGGUCAUGAUAGUCGAUGUGGGAAGAUCUGUGUGGAUCAUCCCAGUUAUCUCCCCUUACCAACAAUGUACAGGAAUCUUGUUCUUUUCAGUGGGCAUUGUUUCCUCGCCGUUGUGAAGUGAUAAUGUGUUAUGUAAAUCUUUCCACCAUACACUGUAUACUAGUAUUCCAGACUAUUGUGUCAAGAUGCCAAUAUUUCCCAAGAAGAAAAUCCAUUUGUGGUGCAUUCAUUUCUCUAGUAAAGUCACAAGUCCUCUACAAGUGACAUGUUUGUGCCUUGUUUUGUUUGUUAAUGCAAAGAUCUACAGCUCAUGUGUUUGAAACCUUGAGAUUAUGGCCCUGGUCAGUCAGCACUGUUACUGAUGGUUUUACCAAUGUCAUACAUGUCUGUGGCCAGAGGCACUUUAGGCUGCCCUUGUACAUGAGAUGAGAUAGAUCAGCAAGCUACUGAAACACUGCUCAGUCUGUGUGAAACUCAACCACACAUUCCUUCUCUGCUUACAUGUGUAGUGCAUUUGGUAAGGAAAUAUAUGUAAGUUUGUUAUAUAUUUCUAUCCAAGCAUAAGGGUCAUUUAUACUUGCAAUGUGCAUAUGUUGAUCUGUUACUGCCAAGUGCAGAUGAUGGUAGAUAUUUAGAUAAUAUAUGCAUUACCAUCCAACAUGGGACCAGGUGUAAAUAGCUUGCUGUGUUCUUGUUCUUGCUAUGUUGCUGUAAAUUAUUAUGUGUAUAGUAUUGUUGAGUGAAGUGAGUACUCCAGAAAUAUGCAUUGAAAGUUGUGGUGUUGAGAGUAAGAAUCUGUGUUUGUUAUAAUUGUAUUUUAGCAAGAUUGUGAUGAAUGAUUUGAUAAUUAAAUAUCAUACAUCAA